AGAGCUCGAGCGAGCAGGCAAGCCAACGGAGCUGAGCGCGCGCGCGCUGUGCGCCGGCCUGGGGAACCGAACCAAGAUCGCUCAGGCGCCCCAGGCUGGCAGGAGCGACGGGACCCCCACGCCCUCUGCAGCCGCCCCUCCUCGGGUGCCCUCACCCUGCGUGCACUGCAGAGGUCCCCCGGGCUUCCCCCAAGGAGCUCACCUCCAGGAGCCCGGACCUAAGCGAGCUCCACACGGUCCCCUCCGGAGCCUCCGCGGCGGCCGGGGCAGCAUGGUCCAGCGCCGCGUCCUGACUUUGAUGAACUUCCCCUGCUGCGUGCUGGAGGUGCUUCUGUGCGCGCUGGCGGCGGCGCGCGGCCAGGAGAUGUACGCCCCGCACUCCAUCCGGAUUGAGGGGGACGUCACCCUCGGCGGGCUGUUCCCCGUGCACGCCAAGGGUCCCAGCGGAGUGCCCUGCGGGGACAUCAAGAGGGAGAACGGGAUCCACAGGCUGGAAGCGAUGCUGUACGCUCUGGAUCAGAUCAACAGCGAUCCCAACCUGCUGCCCAACGUGACGCUGGGCGCGCGGAUCCUGGACACUUGUUCCAGGGACACUUAUGCGCUCGAACAGUCGCUCACUUUCGUCCAGGCGCUCAUCCAAAAGGACACCUCCGAUGUGCGCUGCACCAACGGCGAACCUCCGGUUUUCGUCAAGCCAGAGAAAGUAGUUGGAGUGAUUGGGGCUUCGGGGAGUUCCGUCUCCAUCAUGGUAGCCAACAUCUUGAGGCUUUUCCAGAUCCCCCAGAUUAGUUAUGCAUCCACGGCCCCUGAGCUCAGCGAUGACCGGCGCUAUGACUUCUUCUCCCGUGUGGUCCCACCGGACUCCUUCCAGGCCCAGGCCAUGGUAGACAUCGUCAAGGCGCUGGGCUGGAACUAUGUGUCCACCCUCGCAUCCGAAGGAAGCUAUGGAGAGAAAGGUGUGGAAUCCUUCACGCAGAUUUCCAAAGAGGCAGGUGGGCUCUGCAUUGCCCAGUCCGUGAGAAUCCCCCAGGAGCGCAAAGACAGGACCAUCGACUUUGACAGGAUUAUCAAACAGCUCCUGGACACCCCCAACUCCAGGGCCGUCGUGAUUUUUGCCAACGAUGAGGAUAUAAAGCAGAUCCUCGCAGCAGCAAAAAGAGCGGAUCAAGUGGGCCACUUCCUCUGGGUUGGAUCCGACAGCUGGGGAUCGAAAAUAAACCCACUGCACCAGCACGAAGACAUCGCAGAGGGGGCCAUCACCAUCCAGCCCAAGCGAGCAACUGUGGAAGGAUUUGAUGCGUACUUUACAUCCCGCACCCUCGAGAACAACAGAAGAAAUGUGUGGUUUGCGGAAUACUGGGAAGAAAACUUCAACUGUAAAUUGACAAUUAGUGGAUCCAAAAAAGAAGACACAGAUCGCAAAUGCACAGGGCAGGAGAGAAUUGGCAAAGAUUCCAACUAUGAGCAGGAGGGGAAAGUUCAGUUCGUGAUCGACGCUGUUUAUGCCAUGGCCCACGCCCUCCACCACAUGAACAAGGACCUCUGUGCAGACUACCGGGGCCUGUGCCCAGAGAUGGAGCACGCUGGGGGCAAGAAGCUGCUGAAGUACAUCCGCAAUGUGAACUUCAACGGAAGUGCUGGCACCCCGGUGAUGUUUAACAAGAAUGGAGAUGCACCUGGGCGCUAUGAUAUCUUCCAGUACCAGACAACCAACACCACCAACCCGGGUUACCGCCUAAUUGGGCAGUGGACGGACGAACUUCAGCUCAAUAUCGAAGACCUGCAGUGGGGCAAGGGCGUGCGGGAGAUCCCCUCAUCCGUGUGCACGCUGCCCUGUAAACCAGGCCAGCGGAAGAAGACGCAGAAAGGCACCCCUUGCUGCUGGACGUGUGAGCCUUGCGACGGGUACCAGUACCAGUUCGAUGAGAUGACGUGCCAACACUGCCCCUACGACCAGCGGCCCAACGAGAACCGCACGGGCUGCCAGAACAUCCCCAUCAUCAAGCUGGAGUGGCACUCGCCCUGGGCCGUCAUCCCGGUCUUCCUGGCCAUGCUGGGCAUCAUCGCCACCAUCUUCGUCAUGGCCACCUUCAUCCGCUACAACGACACCCCCAUCGUCCGGGCGUCGGGGCGCGAGCUCAGCUACGUGCUGCUGACGGGCAUCUUCCUGUGCUACAUCAUCACCUUCCUGAUGAUCGCCAAGCCCGACGUGGCCGUGUGCUCCUUCCGACGCGUCUUCCUGGGCCUGGGCAUGUGCAUCAGUUACGCGGCCCUGUUGACCAAAACCAAUCGGAUUUACCGCAUCUUCGAGCAAGGUAAGAAAUCGGUGACGGCCCCGAGACUCAUCAGCCCCACCUCCCAGCUGGCCAUCACGUCCAGCUUGAUAUCCGUCCAGCUGCUCGGGGUUUUCAUUUGGUUCGGCGUCGACCCGCCCAACAUCAUCGUGGACUACGAGGAGCACAAGACCAUGAACCCCGAGCAGGCCAGGGGCGUCCUCAAGUGUGACAUCACCGACCUGCAGAUCAUUUGCUCCCUGGGGUACAGCAUCCUGCUCAUGGUGACAUGUACAGUGUACGCCAUCAAGACCCGGGGUGUCCCGGAGAACUUCAACGAGGCCAAGCCCAUCGGCUUCACCAUGUACACCACCUGCAUAGUGUGGCUGGCCUUCAUUCCCAUUUUCUUCGGCACGGCGCAGUCCGCGGAAAAGCUCUACAUACAAACUACCACGCUUACAAUCUCCAUGAACCUAAGUGCGUCCGUGGCUCUGGGAAUGCUGUACAUGCCGAAAGUGUACAUCAUCAUUUUCCAUCCUGAACUCAAUGUCCAGAAACGGAAGCGAAGCUUCAAGGCGGUUGUCACGGCAGCCACCAUGUCAUCGCGGCUGUCACACAAACCCAGUGACAGACCCAACGGGGAGGCAAAGACAGAGCUCUGUGAGAAUGUAGACCCCAACAAGUAGCCACAGAGGACCCUUGUUUUCACUGGGACAACUAGAGAGCCAUCUUCCAACUGAGUUGAUGCUGAGCCAACCCCAACACUGUGGAGAACAAGAGGGGAGUUAGCAUCCCCAUUCACAGAGAAAAUCUGGAGAUUCCAAUGUAACCUUCUUCUUUCUGGUCUCUUGUAUGCCUUUUCUUUCUGUAUGCUACUCAAUAAAGUAUGAGAGAAUCAA
Messenger RNA from Perognathus longimembris pacificus (Pacific pocket mouse), 3172 nucleotides. RefSeq names its product glutamate metabotropic receptor 7 (gene Grm7). The record is from RefSeq and is a predicted model, not a curated record. Gene Ontology annotation, cellular component: membrane. Bases 272 to 2959 code for a protein of 895 amino acids. The transcript is spliced from 11 exons. Gene Ontology annotation, biological process: regulation of synaptic transmission, glutamatergic; G protein-coupled glutamate receptor signaling pathway. Gene Ontology annotation, molecular function: group III metabotropic glutamate receptor activity. NCBI's taxonomy places the organism in Eukaryota, Metazoa, Chordata, Mammalia, Rodentia, Heteromyidae.